Nymphaea colorata (pocket water lily) is the source of this 1466-nucleotide messenger RNA. RefSeq lists its product as uncharacterized. The transcript is spliced from 7 exons. NCBI's taxonomy places the organism in Eukaryota, Viridiplantae, Streptophyta, Magnoliopsida, Nymphaeales, Nymphaeaceae. The record is from RefSeq and is a predicted model, not a curated record. The coding region runs from base 38 to 1228 and encodes 396 amino acids.
GACUUGAAAUUCUUUUGGAUGCUUCAACAAGAUCGUCAUGGCUUUCAGCAAAGUUUUGCUCAUCUUUUUGUUGGUUUCAUUAGUUUUUGGUCCAGAAGCAUAUGGAACAGGGGCGACGACAAAGGGUCUUGGACUGGAGAAAGGUACUCAGACGCCCAGCAGCAAUCCAGUCAAGACCUUCAAGACAAACGAUGGGGAUACAAUUGAUUGCUUUCAAAUAUACAGCCAGCCCUCUCUACAACACGCUUCGCUUAAAGACCAUGUCGUCCAAAUGCAACCAACUUCAUACCCAAAUUCAGGGACAAAUUCUACUAACUCAUCAUCUGGACAGAGUCUGCAGUGGAACAAGGGAGGGGAGCACUGUCCAGAAUGGUCUGUCCCUGUUUCAAGGAAUGUAAACCACAGCCUUGAACAUGUUGCACCCCUGUCAGCUACCCAGAGUGCUACUUCUGGGUUGGACAGCGUUGGAAUGACAGGCAAAUUUCACCAUGAGUUUGCUCUUCUGAAGACUGAUUAUCCUCCUGAUUAUGGAUUUUUCGGCGCAUCUGCAAGAAUAAAUGUCUGGAAUCCACUUACUCGUGAAAAAGAAUUUAGCAGUGCGUCCAUAACACUCUUGGCGGGCACAGAGUACAUCUCCGCUGGAUGGAUAGUCUACAAACAAUUAUUUGGGGAUUCCAGUACAAGGCUGUUUACUUUCUGGAAGGGGACUGACAGGCAGUGUUACAACUAUAGUCCAGAUUGCCCAGGAUUUGUGCAUGUAAACCAUCAAGUUGGCCUCGGUGUCAAAAUACAACCGCUUUCAAUCCCUGAUGGCCAACAAUAUGGAAUCGAUGUUAUGAUAUUCAAGGAUACAAAAACACAUGAUUGGUGGUUUCGCUUCCAAGGCAAAGAUGUUGGAUACUGGCCUAGCUCUCUUUUCACCAGCUUGAGUAGCUGGGCUACCUCAGUUCAGUAUGGUGGGGAGAUCACAGACGAAAAGUUUGAGGGAUUCCACACCACCACUCGAAUGGGAAGCGGCGACUUUGCAGGGUGGGGAUAUGGCAAGGCAGCCUACAUCUCCAACAUUGCAUAUGUAAAUGGUGACAAUGAUAUCAAGACCCCUCAGCACUAUAGACCAGUAAUAACUGACAGUGGCUGCUACAGCUUGGAUAUAUCUGACAGAGGCAAUCUGGGGCUCCACAUAUUCUUUGGUGGCCCUGGCAAUUCUGCAGAGAAAUGCCCACAUUGACAGCAGUCACAUAAAUGGAGAAUAUGAGGAUAACUUGCCCUUCCUCCUGCUGCAUCUUGGCCAUGAAUCAUCUUUAAACGACUGCCUAAUAUGUGGAACCAAAUUUCGUUCAGCAUUUGGAACUUUAUCAAGAGUCGAUUCUCCAAUAUGUCAUGUUGGUGUUUAAGAUGUAAGAUCAGGAAAAACUAGAAGCAUGGAUUUUUGCUGAGGUGUUGCCGUUAUACUACAAGGUUGGGAG